ACUAUCAUGUGAUUCGCCCACCCACUGUGCCAACAUGGCGGCGCCCAGGUCCUAAUUCGGGAAACGUGCACCUUGACUAAUUCGAUUUUCUGUGGCUACAAGAGAAGGUGAAGAGGGGCUGGGUAGCACGGGGAGGCAUCCGAACUCGGGGCGGGCCUGCACAAGGGCAUCGGCUCCGCAGGGACCAGUCAUCCCCAAAACAAGGGUGUAUCGGCUUACCGAGGCCGCAUGGUCUUCCUCGUUCCUACCUUUUUUGUACAUGUAGGACACCCCUGGGCCAAGAAUGCAGCUCUCUGACCCUCUCUAUGCCCUUCCCCGUCCCCCGAACCAGGCUUAGCGGGCAGAGGCGCCAGCGGAAGUCUCAUGCGAGGAUCGUUCUGUGGCUAAGCCUCACACUGCGCUCCGCCCGCAGUGUCUGCAGAACCCGGUUUAUCAAGGGGCAGUCCCCAGGGUCGGCGAAUCCCAACAGCAAUGGAGAACGCCACAGGACCCUGUGGAGAAGAGCGCCCACGUGAAGUCCAGGAGACGACAGUCACGGAGGGUGCUGCCAAAAUCGUCUUUCCCAGCGCCAACGAGGUCUUUUAUAACCCGGUGCAGGAAUUCAAUCGGGACCUGACAUGUGCUGUGAUCACCGAGUUUGCUCGCAUUCAGCUUGGGGCCAAAGGAAUCCAGAUCAAGGUACCAGGAGAGAAGGACACACAAAAGGUGAUCGUGGACUUGUCAGACCAAGAGGAGAAGAAGGUUGAACUGAAAGAGAGUGAAAACCUGGCCUCGAGAGACCAACAUCGCACAGCCGCCGUUGGGGAGAUCUGUGAGGAAGGCUUGCAUGUGCUGGAAGGCCUGGCGGCUUCCGGCCUACGUUCCAUUCGAUUUGCCUUAGAGGUGCCUGGGCUCAGAUCUGUGGUUGCCAACGAUGCCUCUGCCCCAGCUGUGGAUCUCAUAUGCCAGAAUGUGCAGCUCAAUGGCGUGGCCCACCUGGUACAGCCCAGCCAAGCAGAUGCCCGGACUUGUGAGUACCACACAGGGCUCCUGGUGGGGUGGGUGAACAGUGAGGGGAGGCUGACACCCACCCCCUGCCCCCAGGCCCUGAGAAUCGUCCUGCACAGCCUGGAUCUCCAUGCCAACUGCUACCAGCGCUUCGUGGUGCCGCUGCUCAGCAUCAGUGCUGACUUCUAUGUGCGUGUUUUUGUCCGUGUCUUCGCCAGCCCAGCCAAGGUCAAGGCCUCAGCCAGCAAGCAGGCGCUGGUGUUCCAGUGUGUGGGCUGCGGGGCCUUCCACCUUCAGCGCCUCGCCAAAGCAUCAGGAGUCCCCGGUGACCGGGUCAAGUUCUCUGCAGCCUGUGGUCCCCCCGUGACUCCCGAGUGUGAACACUGUGGGCAGCAACACCAGCUUGGUGGCCCCAUUUGGGCAGAACCCAUCCAUGACCUGGAUUUCGUGGGCCGGGUCCUGGAGGCUGUGAGCACUAACCCCGGCCGCUUCAACACCUCCGAGCGGAUCCGAGGGGUUCUGAGCGUCAUCACCGAGGAGCUCCCAGACGUGCCUCUGUACUACACCCUGGACCAGCUGAGCAGCACCAUCCACUGCAGCACGCCCAGCCUCCUGAAGUUUCGGUCGGCCCUCCUCCACGCUGACUUCCGGGUCUCGCUCUCCCACACCUGUAAGAACGCUGUGAAGACAGAUGCCCCUGCUUCUACCCUCUGGGAUAUAAUGCGCUGCUGGGAGAAGGAACAUCCAGUGAAACGGGAGCGACUGUCAGAGACCAGCCCAGCGUUCCGUAUUCUCAGUGUGGAGCCCAGGCUGCAGGCCAACUUCACCAUCCGGGAAGAUGCCAACCCCAGUUCCCGCCAGCGAAGGCUCAAGCGCUUCCAGGUCAACCCAGAGGCCAACUGGGGUCCCCGGCGUCGUGCCCGGCCAGGGGGCAAGGCAGCCGACGAAGCUAUGGAGGAGAGACACAUGGUGCUUCGGAACAAGCGGAAGGAGCCACCCGAAAAUGCAGCCCAGCGGGCUGCCUGGCUCAAGACAGUUCCUUGCAAGAGGUUUAAGGAGGGUAACUGUCAACGCGGGGACCAGUGCUGCUACUCCCAUAGCCCCCCGGCCCCGGGGGUCUCUGCUGAUGCUGUCCCUGACUGUCCAGAGACUUCUAACCAGAGCCCCCUUGGCCUCGGGCUGCCGCUGAGCCAGGCAUAGACUGAACCAAUAAAGAGAUGUCGCGUCACCU
This is a messenger RNA of Sapajus apella (tufted capuchin), 2218 nucleotides long. It is a transcript of the gene TRMT1, whose product is annotated as tRNA methyltransferase 1. Gene Ontology annotation, molecular function: metal ion binding; RNA binding. Gene Ontology annotation, biological process: tRNA N2-guanine methylation. Gene Ontology annotation, cellular component: nucleus. The transcript is spliced from 14 exons. The coding region runs from base 472 to 2187 and encodes 571 amino acids. The record is from RefSeq and is a predicted model, not a curated record. NCBI's taxonomy places the organism in Eukaryota, Metazoa, Chordata, Mammalia, Primates, Cebidae.